This is a messenger RNA of Bacillus rossius redtenbacheri, 2300 nucleotides long. RefSeq names its product SET domain-containing protein SmydA-8 (gene SmydA-4). The coding region runs from base 544 to 1974 and encodes 476 amino acids. The record is from RefSeq and is a predicted model, not a curated record. The transcript is spliced from 8 exons. Lineage: Eukaryota; Metazoa; Arthropoda; Insecta; Phasmatodea; Bacillidae. Gene Ontology annotation, molecular function: protein binding.
CGCGACACCAGCAGUCCUCUCUAGCAUGGCCCCCACAAGGGUGGGGCUGGGUGGACCCCUGGGUCCAGGACCCGGGCCCUGUCUUGUUUAUUUAUCUCCGUGUGUGAGAUAAAUAUACAUACUCGCUGUGGUCAUUUUAAAGUAAAAUAAUUUCAUAAAUAAAGCUUAGUUUGGACUUAGAAAAUAGUAACCAUAUUAUUAUACCCUGUAUUUUCAGGUUAAAUACAUUCUAAAAAGAGUGUAGGUAAGAAAUAACCAUGCAAUUUUAUUGUAGCACGUGACUGUAAAUUUGAGGUGACUGUAAAUUUGAGGAGGGGAGGAGCGUCUCUGAUCCUCGGUCCAGGGCCCGUAAUCGAGUGUGGGGGCCAUGCUCUCUAGACAACCUGGAUUCAAGCCUGAGUGGACUCUCAGUGAUCCGUCUCAUCUGUCCGUCAGACAAUCACGCGACAUUCAGCCAAUCAGAUGGCCCCAAAAUAUUUCAUCUGCCCGGACGUCAAAUCUUAAAUUUUCGACGGACGGACGGAUGAAACUAUAACCUCAAAAAUGCCUGAAAGAUAUUGUUUUUAUUUCAAAAGGUACCUGGUGGCGUCGCGCGACCUGCGGCCCGGGGAGCUCAUCAUCAGCGAGGACCCCCUGGUGGUGGGGCCGUGCUACGACUGCCAGCCGCUCUGCGUGGGCUGCUACAGGAGGCUGGACCUCGCGGCGCAGGACUUCAGGUGCGAGAGGUGCGGCUGGCCUCUGUGCGCCGCCGACUGCCCGGGCAGGGGCGCCGAGCACGGACACAGCGGGCGGGAGUGCGAGGCGCUGGCCGCCAGCGACGCCCGCCGCCAUCUUGUCGAGGACCUGCGCGCGCAGUACCGCGCCCUCGUGCCGCUCAGGUGUCUGCUGCUGAAGGCCGGCGCGCCCGACAGGUGGCGCGCCCUGCGCGGCAUGGAGUCGCACGACGAGCUGCGCCGGGCCAUCCCCUCCAUCUGGAGCAGCAACCAGAGCGCCGUGGUGGACCGCAUCCGCCGCCUGUGGCGCGUGCCGGGCUUCGACGAGUCGGAGAUACACACCGUGUGCGGCGUGCUGGAGGUGAACUGCUUCGAGGUGGGCCAGGGUGGCGUGAGCAUCCGCGCCUUGUACCCCACCGCCUUCUACAUGGCGCACGACUGCGUCCCCAACACCAACCACACGGACGACGCCGGCUACCGCCUGUACGUGCGCGCGUCCACGCCCAUCAGGAAGGGCGAGGCCAUCACGCUCAGCUACGCCUACACGCUGCAGGGCACGCUGAAGCGGCGCGAGCACCUGCGCGACAGCAAGUUCUUCGAGUGCCGCUGCGCGCGCUGCAGCGACCCCACGGAGCUGGGCACCCACGCCGGCGCGCUGCUGUGCCCGCGCUGCCUCGCCGAGGGCUGCGUGCUGUCCAGCCGGCCGCUCGACGCGGCGGCGCCCUGGCGCUGCGCCCGCUGCCACGACUACAGCGUCGAGGCGCCGGCCGUCGGCCUGUUGCUCGACAGGAUAGGCGAGGAGGCGGAGGCCAUCGACGGCAACGACGUGGAGGCGCUGGAGAGCUUCCUGCUCAAGUACCGCAACGUGCUGCACGCCAACCACUACCUGUUCCUGGGCGCGCUGCACAGCCUGAGCCAGCUGUACGGCAAGGUGGACGGCUACCUCAUCGACCAGCUGCCCGAGCGACUGCUGCUCAGGAAGAGGGACAUCUGCCGCCAGCUGCUGGGCGUGUGCGACGUGCUGGAGCCGGGCUACACCAGGCUCAGAGGCACUAUCCUGUACGAGCUGCAUGCCCCACUGAUGGUGCUCCUCUCGCGGAGCCCCCGGUUCUCGCCGCAGCAACUCAAGGAGGUGAUGCGGUGUCUGGAGGAAGCAAGCGUCAUACUCGGCUUCGAGCCCCUCGGCUCCCCGGAGGGCGACAUGGGUGCGGCCGCCCGCCAAGCCCUCGCCCACCUCAGGAAGUCCGCACCCGACAUCUGAAGAGCAGCCGCACUCUUCUCUGGUGCACGCAAACAGUAUUACAUCUACAUAGCCUGCAAGUUACCGACAUUUAACACACACGUGCGACAUGCCACGUUACAAUCGGUGUCAGUGCGUGUGGAAUAUCAGUCACGGUAAAACUGAUGCAACAGUAUUUUCUUCCUAACAUGGUAGUAACCAAAGAUUUACAAGUGUUUGUCGAGUUAAUUUAAAUCAUGUAAUUCAAAGUAAGUAUAAGUAUGUACAUUAAUUUUUCUGUUCUUGUAUUGGAUUUCAAGUGAUAGCAUUAUCAACUUUAAAAUACAUAUUUUCAUAAAGUUUUGUUG